AUGCAUCAGCAUCCUCGUCCUCCGCCUGCGACGGCUUCUCCUGCCAGCUCGGAGAGAACGAAUCCAGAGAGAACCAAUAAUCAGAGGGAUCAAGACCGGGAUACACCGCCUGCUGAAAACUUCUCUCGCCCCUCUCACGAGCGUGCCGGUGGUAGUGAUGACUCGAAUUCUUCCUCCAAUUCAGCUGCUGAAGUGGCUCGACUGAACCAGGUGAUCCAGAAUUUCCACACUAAAGCUGCAUUGAUCAUCCUGCGCUCAAGAUUCGACCUUGCGCCAGCAUAUACGAAGGGUUCCAAUUCGAAACGGUCGAAUAAAUGGUUCAACGUUGAGCUCGAUGAAACAGAGGAUUACCGAGAUGAAAUACGUACCUGGAAAAACUGUGACCACAAAAUCCACAGGCCGCCACCCUUGACUAUCGAAGUCAUCCUGAACACCGAUGAGCUAACCUCUAAACAAAAACUAGUUAUAAUAGACGACCAGGGCAAAAGAUGGGAUGUACAAGAUGCGCUUGCAUCUUCUCACACAAAAUCCAGGAGAAGAAGAGGGCGUGCUGAACACGGAGUCAUUCUGGAAAGAUGGACAAUUCAGCUUGGCGAAGGACCCUCGGAGCUUACAUCGGAUCUUAAUGCCAUUUUACCACUUGUAUACAAAAAGAGUAUUGUGCUUUUCAGGUCUCUUUUCACCUACAGCGCUUUCCUUCCAGCAUGGAAGCUGUCACGAAAACUUGCCAAGACCCGGUCCAACAAUUUCUUGAAACUCCAGUACCGCAUCACAGACGGCUCACAAUCAGGUAGUCUGUCCAGAUCAGAUAAUCUUACAGUUCCUCUGUAUGAUUCUCAAGAUGAGACCGUGUCCGACUACUCAUUCGGGGUUACCGACUCACCCGCUGGUCCCUUUUCAGUCAAAGUCAGUUAUCGCUUGAACUGCGAGUUCGGGGUGGAUGACUCCGAGUCACUUCUCAGCUCCCGUUUUAUGGGUGCCGAUGACGAGCUGUUCAGACCUAGCAUAUCCAAUGACGAUGUAUCUUUACGCAGGCAAACAUCUACUCAAGAAGUGGGGUCUUUACCCAGUGGUAGAAGAGACGUUGUGUCCCGUCCGGAUCUCGGUCAAGCUUAUGGCAGUCUCUCCACAUUUCAUCAAAUAGGCGCUGCUUCCGGAACAAGCCCGAUUACUGCUUUACGAAAUGCUCAGGACCUCGGUUCUGCUUCACCAGCGGCUUCACCACCCACCCGUCCAAUGCCCGCUCAACGAUCAAGCCAAAAUCCUCGGUCCUCACUACGUGCUGUCGAAGGCAACGCGGGUAUUGGUCGUAGGUCUUCUAUAUCAUUUCAGCCGUUCAAGACACCAUCACUGUCAGCUUCACCAUCGUUAGUUCCACCUGUGUCCAACUCCCUCCGACCAUCAGUGGGUCGAGCUCCAGUACUCGGUGCUCUUAACGAAGCUAGAGGCAUGCCUCCUCCUGCUGUGCCGGCCAGUGCAGCGAGAAAGAUUACUCAAACCGCUGGAGAGAACACUAUAACACCAUCAGCAUCCAAUUCACCAAAACCAGCACCAAUCACUAGGUAUAGUAGCAGCUUCAGUCAUCGUCGCGCCCGACUGUCUUCUGGAGGUGCAGCAAAGAUAGAAGAUGACCAAGGCAGUAGUGGCAAGACCAGUGCGGCUUCUUCUGCGAAUCAGCCAGGGUCUGGCGUUAUGUUGGAUGCUGCCGUUUCAGCAAACACUGCAUCAGUUCACGAAGAUGACGAGAACAUAGCAGAGUUCAUCAGUAUGCUGGAGUUGAAACGGGAUCUUUUGACUCCUACGGACGCCUCCGCUGCUGAAGCGUCAACUCGGCGAACGGCAGCCGCUCUGAACAGAUUUCACAAAAUGCGUGAGUCGAAUGCAGCUCUGUCUGAGUCUAUGUCUAUGUCACUACAUCGCUCCUCAAGCUCUUCCAGUCGGCAGCUUUCCAGCGUACCACCAAUGGUAGCCGCCACAUCCGUCUCAACAUCAUCGUCUCCCGGCAAGCCUAUUUCGCCUCACACUCCUCACACACCUGCGAUUCCAUCUCGGCUUAGCGCGAACAGCAUCAUCGAUUACAGCCACCGGGAUCCUGUUGACUCUGGUCCUUCGCUUGAUGACCAUGGCGAUCUAUCCGAAGAAGCUCCUAGUGACGGCACUGUCGUGGGACCAGCUGCCUCCCAUGUCCCUCCUAUCGACAUACCAACCUCUCCACGACCAUUUAUGCCCAGCUAUCGACGAUCAAGCUCUGUUGCACAACGUCGCAUCGUCGCUGAUGACGAAGAUGUAGGUGAAUUAUACGGCAUGCGUAGCGCUAGCAUGGGAGCGGACAGGCGAAAUGUGUCGGCUUUACACACAGCACCAGCAGACGUCCCAACCGAUGAUGCCGAAUAUGACCCAGAUCAGGUAGCUGGUCGACUCACACAUCGUUCUUCUCUUGAAUAUCACCGCCGAUUUGCUUCGGGCAUUCAGCCGAAAACAGCAGAAGGUGCCGAAUCUGGUUCUGGUUCUGGAAGCUCCUCGGUCCACCAAGUAUACCGCUCGCGCCUUUUCAGAGGUGGUGGAGCGGGUCGUGGUUUGACCCCGCCACAUGGAUCUGAGAGUGGUGGAAGCGGCAGCUUCGAGAGAAGAGGUGGCAGUCGACAAAGCUUUAGUCGGCCAUCAGAUCAGAGAAAUUUGCUUGACGAGGAUGAGCCGCUCUUCUUGCCGUUUGCUAUCAGUGACAUUGGCGCUUCGCGGAGGAGUUUAGAGGAGGCGAGGGGCACACAAGGAUCUACAGAAAGGGAUAGAGGAGGGGAUACCAAGAGAGGGGGGAGACGAGGUGGCGGUUACCAACCUUGGGGUUCCUAG
Molecule: messenger RNA, 2850 nt
Organism: Endocarpon pusillum Z07020
Lineage: Eukaryota; Fungi; Ascomycota; Eurotiomycetes; Verrucariales; Verrucariaceae
Exons: 3
Coding region: 1-2850 (949 amino acids)
Biological process (GO): protein localization to phagophore assembly site; autophagosome assembly; mitophagy
Cellular component (GO): cytosol; phagophore assembly site; Atg1/ULK1 kinase complex
Source: RefSeq, a predicted model, not a curated record